CUUGGACUCUUGGCAGCCCAGAACAUCAAGAGCAGAGAGAGCCUGGGCUCUGGGCUAGGGUUGCCUGACUUAAAGGAGCAGGCUCCCCAUUCCGCAAGCCCCUCUAAACUGCCCCCUCCAGCCCUCCUUGAUCCCCGUCUCCCGGUCUGAGGACCUCUGCCUCUGAAGCCACCACUGGGUCCCUCUGAGCGGUCCAUGCGCACGCUCUCAGGAUGAACUGCAUGUCAGAUUUCUUCACCUACGAGACCACCAAGUCUGUGGUUGUGAAGAGCUGGACCAUUGGGAUCAUCAACCGGGCAGUUCAGCUUCUCAUCAUCUCCUACUUUGUGGGGUGGGUUUUCUUGCACGAGAAGGCGUACCAGGUGCGAGACACAUCCAUUGAGUCCUCCGUGGUAACCAAGGUGAAGGGCUUUGGGCGCUACGCCAACAGAGUCAUGGAUGUGUCUGACUAUGUGACACCACCCCAGGGCACCUCCGUCUUUGUCAUCAUCACCAAGAUGAUCGUCACUGAAAACCAGAUGCAAGGGUUCUGCCCAGAGAGCGAGGACAAGUACCGCUGUGUAUCAGACAGCCAGUGCGGGCCCGAGCGCUUCCCGAGUGGGGGGAUCCUCACCGGCCGCUGCGUGAAUUACAGCUCCGAGCUCCGCACCUGUGAGAUCCAGGGCUGGUGCCCUGCCGAGGUGGACACAGUGGAAAGGCCUGUCAUGAUGGAAGCCGAGAACUUCACUAUUUUCAUCAAGAAUAGCAUCCGUUUCCCCCUCUUCAACUUUGAGAAGGGAAACCUCCUGCCCAAUCUGACCGCCGCCGACAUGAAGACCUGCCGCUUCCACCCUGACCAGGCCCCCUUCUGCCCCAUCCUGAGGGUGGGGGAUGUGGUCAAGUUUGCGGGGCAGGAUUUUGCCAAACUGGCCAGCACGGGCGGGGUUCUGGGCAUUAAGAUCGGCUGGGUGUGCGACCUGGACAAGGCCUGGGAGCAGUGCAUCCCCAAAUACUCCUUCACCCGGCUGGACAGCGUUUCUGAGAAGAGCAGCGUCUCCCCGGGCUACAACUUCAGGUUUGCCAAGUACUACAAGUUGGAGAAUGGCAGCGAGUACCGCACGCUCCUAAAGGCUUUUGGCAUCCGCUUCGACGUGCUGGUGUACGGGAACGCAGGCAAGUUCAACAUCAUCCCCACCAUCAUCAGCUCCGUGGCAGCCUUCACCUCCGUGGGAGUGGGGACUGUCCUCUGUGACAUCAUCCUGCUCAACUUCCUCAAGGGGGCCGACCAAUACAAAGCCAAGAAGUUUGAGGAGGUGAACGAGACGACACUGAAGGUCGCUGCCUCGGCCAACCCAGUGUUCCCCAGCGACCAGACCCCGGAGGAGAAGCAGUCCACUGAUUCAGGGGCCUUCUCCAUCGGCCACUAGGGCCUCCACCCAGGGCCCCACACUCACUGCUGGGCUCCAGGCCUCCCAACAGAGGACCCCAUCGGGCAAGGAGGAUGGGAGAGGGAGGGCUCUCCUUUCUGCUGCUCACCCCAUGAGGCCACAGCUGGAAGGCAACUGGGUCUCCCAGUGCCCCCUACUGAGACUUCACUCUCACCUUCACCCCUUGCCUGGCCCCUGUCUGCUUGCCAGGACCCCUGGGGCAGCAGCACCUGAGUCUUCCCCUUUCCAAAGAAUAGAGAGAAUAAUAGUAAUAAUGAGUGCCUGCCAAGUGCCCGGUACUCCACACACACUAGCUCAUUUAAUCCUUAGAAUAAUCCCAUGACGUAGAUAUUAGGUUCCCCGUUUUGAAGAUAAACUGAGGCUCAGAGAGACUGAAUCCUUUGCCCGAGAUUACACAGCCAGGCAGCGAGAGAGCUGGGAUUUGAACCCAGGUCUCCAUGGCCCACACCUCACAAGAGGAAGGGCAACUCCCACGGGUGUGCCCUGCUGCUCCAGCCUCCUCCACCCUGACCAAGGUUAGGUUCAGCUUAAUAAAGAGUAAGCCUCAGGCUGGCCCCGGGAACUUGGGCCCCAUUUGAGGGGAGACCAGUGAGACUGGUGUGAGUUCUCUUUCUCUGAGUCAGGUGGGUCCCCAAAUGAGAAGGAAACAGGAGGCGUGACUGUCGGUGAAUUUUCCUUACCUCAUCCCACAGCUCUGUCCCCACACCAGGGCCAUUCUUGUUCUCUCUCCGGGACCCUAGAUGUACCCACACACAUCUGGACCCCUCACUGCAGGAACCGGAUUUGGCCACCCCGGUGGGAGGGGAUUCCUGGACCUGAGGCCCUGCUCCAGGAGGUCAGCCGUCCUCCUUGAAAAUGCUGGUGAAAAGACCCCAGUGAGCCCCAGUGCCCUGCGAGCAGCUGGUCAGCCAGGCCUGUCCCCACAGGGUCCUGAUAAGGUGGUCAGUCUCCUAAAUGCCAGAAACUAAAGGGUCUUAGAAACCAUCUCGUCUGACUCUCCUAUUUACCGACAGCGAACUGAGGCGGGAGACGGAAAAUGACUGUGGUCAGUCGUGGUCUGACUGUCUGGUGGUUAGUGCCCUGGCACUUGGGAAGGAGGAAGAACAGGGCGCUGGCAGGGCUGUGAGAGGGCGCCAGGUGCACCCUGCCUCCACUUCCCCUCCCAGGCAGAGCUCAGGGGCAGAUCUCGGUUUUAUGAAGCCUGAAGCAUAUACAUCUUGGGGCAUCUUUAAAAAAAUAAUACAAAAUUGGGUAUUAGAAGGGGCUCGUGCAAGUGAGCAGCCCUGAAGUAUGUUCCACCAGCUUCCAGGCGGACCACCUCUGGAGGAGCUGGAGUGUGGGCAUGACCUUGAGGGCUGAGCAGAAAGGAGCUGAACUGCAGAUGGAGGGCCAGCCCCUCCUCAGUGGUGCAGGGGACAGGGGAGAUGUGCGGAAGAGGCACCUUUGGGAGUAGUUUGGGAGGAUCAAGCCAUGGGCACUUGCAAAGGCCCCACCCUGGUGACCCCCCACCCCAGGGGGAGAAGGGGUAAGAUUCCCCCACAUGAGGUCCCUUUCCCCUCCCCCCACUCUGCCUCAUCUCAGCCCCAUCCUCAGGAAGGUGGGAUGACACCUCCCCAGGGGCAGCCUUGGGAAUCGGCAGUGUCUGGAGAUCUGGCCAGCAGACCUCAGUGGAAGGCAGCACCAUGUUCUCCACCCAGAGGCCCACAGGCACCCUGCCUUCCCACCCUCAUGCACCCAGUUUCAGGAGGCUGGGGUCACAGGAAUGUUCUCUGAGGAGGAGGUCUAGGCAGCUAUAUCCUGGGGGAACCCUUUCUCCCAACCCUCCCUUUCCUCCAGGCUGGGUGGUCCUGAGCCUGCCAGCAAGUGUGUAAACUCAGGAGUGUGAGCCUGACCUUGUCCUCCCCACAGCUGAGCUAAGUGACCGCUCUGUGUGCUGGACUUAGGGGGUAUCAGCAGUAACAACAACAGCAAACUCUUCUCUGCUGCCUCAUGGUGUCCUCAGCACAAUCACCAACAUAAUCACACACCAACCCUGGUGAGGCUGCUGUGUUCAGUUAUUGACCCUGUGAUAUAGAAAAAGAAACAACAUAUGGAAAUUGGAACUGGGACCCAUGCUCAUUCCUAACUCUACAUUGCUUCUUUAAUUACUCAGCAUAAAAGCUAACAUUUAGUGAGAAUUUGCCAUGGCCAAGCAAUGGGCUACAUACGUUAGAGGGUUUGUCUAAUUCAACCCUCAUUUCACAGAAGAAGAAACGAAGGCUGAGUAAGGAUAAGAAACUGAAAUGGGGCAAGUGGGACUUCAGGACUCCAGAGCCUGGGAUCUUGACUUCUGUGCGACAUCUGCCUGGGGGAAAGUUAGGAAAUUUGUCGACACCUUCUUUCCUCUAAGUUUCAGUUAGGCUAAACCAAGUUUUGCCACAGUAACAAAUCAACUGCAAAAUCUCAAGGUUUAACAUGACGAAGUCAACCAGGCAGCCCCCUCCAUCGGGGAGUAUACCAUCAGAGGCACAUAGCAAGCCAAGUGAGAAUGGGUGGGUUGUAGGGGUCAUUAAAGGCCAGUCCUGGAAGUUGCUUGCAUCACUUCCAACCACAUGGCACUGGCCAGACUCAGUCGCAUGGUGAGGAGCCCAACAAUACUACAAGGAAUCCCAGGAUAUAGUCUUCCUGGGUCCCCAUGAAGAGAAAAUAGUGAGCGCAGCACUCUCUGCUUCAUCAUCUCCUUUUCAAUGGCUCUUCUUCUCCACAACUAGCCUCACCCCCCACCCCCAUGCCCACUGACCGUUCCAUGUGUCCUUCCCUUCUGUGUUGCUUCUCACAAAACCUUGUUCUCAGCAAAUUACCAGUCAAUCUCCCAGUGGUAUUAAUAAAUAACAUACUCAGGAGUUUCUUCUCCUACGAGUAUUUGCUUUUUAAUCAAGAGCUAUUCAACACUGAAAGGCCUUAAAACAGCCAAAGGAAUGAAUAUAUAAUGGUUGAAGUUGAGGCCCAAUAACAAACAAUCCUAUAUAAUAAAGAGCUAAUGCAAAUGGUCAUCACACCCUCACGCCCUCGCACCCUCAUGCAGGAACUGCUCAGACACUCAACACUGGGGAGAGAGGAAUGGGACCAGCCAGGCUGCGGCCCGGGAGAGGGACAAGCCACCCACUCCGCAGUCCCCUGCAGCUGUGGCCAGCCUGGGCAAAGCUGGCCCAAGUCCUGGGUGCCUGCAGCUGGCCAGAGAGAGGGAAGCCCAGGUCCCGGGUGCCUGCGACUGGCCGGAGGAGGGAAUCCUGGGUCCCGGGUGCAGGGCAAGGCAGAGGUGGUUAGGGACGAUCAGGCCAGCAGGGGAGCAGUUAGGGGCAAUCAGGCCUGUAGGGGAGCAGUUAGGGGUGAUCAGGCAGGCAGAGGUGGUUAGGGACAAUCAGGCAGGCAGAGGUGGUCAGGGGUGAUCAGGCAGGCAGGCAAGCAGUUAGGAGUCAGUGGUCCUGGAUUGCGAAAGGCAGUCGGACAUCUCCCAAGGGGUCCCGGAUUGGAGAAGGUGCAGGCCAGGCUGAGGUGAUCCUCCCUCCAUGCACGAAUUUCAUGCAUUGGGCCUCUAGUAUUAGAUAUUUGGGGAAUAUCUUAUCUACACUGGCUUGCCUGGAGCAAGCUUCAGACUGAAGGGCUCUGAGCCACCACCAACACCCUUUCCCCUCCUUCCCUCUACCUCUAAUCUUGACUGGCAGGAUACUGAGCUACUGGGGUUGGCUAGAGCCAAUUUCCCAUCAAGAAGAAAAGUAGAGGUUGAGAAAAGGGGGUUUACUAUUCGGCUGAAAUUCCAGUCCCAGAGCUACCUAUGCAGAGCUUCCCUUACUGCUUAUCUUCCAACCCCCCACCCCCUAUAGCAAGGUUCAACUGUUCUUUUAGAAGCA
Molecule: messenger RNA, 5317 nt
Organism: Myotis daubentonii (Daubenton's bat)
Lineage: Eukaryota; Metazoa; Chordata; Mammalia; Chiroptera; Vespertilionidae
Gene: P2RX3
Product: purinergic receptor P2X 3
Biological process (GO): calcium ion transmembrane transport; response to ATP
Cellular component (GO): plasma membrane
Molecular function (GO): purinergic nucleotide receptor activity; extracellularly ATP-gated monoatomic cation channel activity; ATP binding
Source: RefSeq, a predicted model, not a curated record